AUGAGUCUUUCUGGAUUACCUGCUGUAGUUAUCGAUAAUGGUACAGGUUAUACAAAGAUGGGUUAUGCUGGUAACGAUGAUCCAAGCUUUAUUAUCCCAUCAACCAUUGCCACUCAUGAAUCAAAGGGAAAGCAAACUGCUGCCUCUAUGAAAAAGGGUGUUGAAGAUUUGGACUUUUUCAUUGGUGAUGAAGCCAAGGCCAACGAAAAGACCUACGACAUUAACAACCCAAUUCGUCAUGGUCAAAUCCAAAACUGGACUCAUAUGGAACAAUAUUGGGAACACUGUAUCUUUAAAUAUUUACGUUGUGAACCAGAAGAUCAUUAUUUCCUUUUGACUGAACCACCUCUUAAUGCACCAGAAAAUCGUGAAUUCACAGCUGAGAUUAUGUUUGAAACUUUCAAUGUCCCAGGUUUAUAUAUUGCAGUUCAAGCCGUAUUGGCCCUUGCCGCUUCAUGGACAUCAAAGAAUGUAACUGAAAGAACCUUGACUGGUACAGUCGUCGAUUCUGGUGAUGGUGUUACUCACAUUAUUCCAGUGUCUGAAGGUUACGUCAUUGGUAGCUCAAUCAAGCACAUCCCAAUCGCCGGUAGAGAUAUCACUGGUUUUGUUCAACAAAUCAUGAGAGAACGUGAACCAACCAUCCCACCAGCCGAAUCACUCGAGAUUGCCAAGCGUGUCAAGGAGCAAUACUCGUACGUAUGCCCAGAUCUCGUCAAAGAGUUCACCAAAUACGAUAGUGAUCCAAGCAAGUGGUUCAAGACCAUCAACACUCAAGAUGCCGUCAGCAAGAGACCAUACAGCUACGAUGUUGGUUACGAACGUUUCCUCGGCCCAGAAAUCUUCUUUAACCCAGAGAUUAUCUCGUCUGACUUUUUGACCCCACUCCCAAAGGUCGUCGACGACACUGUCCAAUCGUGCCCAAUCGAUUGUCGUAGAGGUCUCUACAAGAACAUCGUCUUGUCUGGUGGUUCCACCAUGUUUAAGGACUUUGGCAAGCGUUUGCAACGUGACAUUAAGCGUUCUGUCGACUACCGUAUCAAGCGUUCCGAAGAACUCUCUGGCGGUAAGCUCAAGGCUGUCCCACUCGAAGUCAACGUCAUCUCUCACAACAUGCAACGUUAUGCUGUCUGGUUUGGUGGUUCUAUGCUUGCCUCGACCCCAGAAUUCUACAAUGUCUGUCACACCAAGGCCAAAUACGACGAAAUCGGUCCAUCCAUCUGUCGUUAUAAUCCAGUUUUCGGAACCAUGGGUUAA
Cavenderia fasciculata is the source of this 1257-nucleotide messenger RNA. RefSeq names its product actin-like protein (gene arpC). Gene Ontology annotation, cellular component: actin cortical patch; Arp2/3 protein complex. Lineage: Eukaryota; Evosea; Eumycetozoa; Acytosteliales; Cavenderiaceae. The record is from RefSeq and is a predicted model, not a curated record. Bases 1 to 1257 code for a protein of 418 amino acids. Gene Ontology annotation, molecular function: actin filament binding. Gene Ontology annotation, biological process: Arp2/3 complex-mediated actin nucleation. The transcript is spliced from 3 exons.